Messenger RNA from Lottia gigantea (owl limpet), 624 nucleotides. RefSeq lists its product as hypothetical. The transcript has 3 exons. NCBI's taxonomy places the organism in Eukaryota, Metazoa, Mollusca, Gastropoda, Lottiidae. The coding region runs from base 151 to 510 and encodes 119 amino acids. The record is from RefSeq and is a predicted model, not a curated record.
CUCGGAUAUUGAACGACUCUCAAAUUGAAAAUUGGAUACGGCGAAGAGAAUUUUAAAGAAUCGAUUUAUCUGCAGUUAGGACGUUUUCUUGGAUAUCGGUAGUAGAUCGAUACAGGACAUUCUGAGGGCGAUUUCAAAUAACGAUCAACAAUGGCAUAUUUUCCUCUUUGGUACAUAGUUUGGGUCGUCAUUGGUGCAGUUACCUUGGUCAUGUUGGCUCUGUCUAUUUAUAAAGCCCAAAUGAGAUACAAAAAUCGAAUAUCUGUGGUGCAUACGACUCAGAGAGCACCUAUACAAGUUACUGCUACCAGCACUUCGAACGCACCCUUACCACCACCGUUGUCGAACCCAGCUUAUCCACCACCGUAUCCACCGAUGUAUCCACCACCGUCAUACAACGAAGCUCUGAACCAAUCACAGUAUCCGCCUGUGGCCUCGCCCUUUCGGCCUGGUCAAAUGACGCAAGGACAACCAACGAUCGAAUAUGGCCCUGGAGCAUACCAUAAAUAAUUCCAAAGAUUCUUUUAAUCCCGUAAAAAAGCAGCUGAAUUCAUCAACAGUAACAAUAAGUGUUAUAUUAUUUUUUCCUGCCAAUGUAAAUAUUAAAGUGCCUUUGUUAAUUCG